Messenger RNA from Leptidea sinapis, 1170 nucleotides. RefSeq names its product protein ARV1 (gene Arv1). The record is from RefSeq and is a predicted model, not a curated record. The coding region runs from base 73 to 963 and encodes 296 amino acids. Gene Ontology annotation, cellular component: cortical endoplasmic reticulum; Golgi apparatus. The transcript has 7 exons. Gene Ontology annotation, biological process: regulation of plasma membrane sterol distribution; intracellular sterol transport; sphingolipid metabolic process. Lineage: Eukaryota; Metazoa; Arthropoda; Insecta; Lepidoptera; Pieridae.
AUAUUGAGGUAACAUUUAAACAAACUUAUAAGAAUAAGUUAAAAAGUUACGUACUUAUUUCAGCUGAAAAAAAUGAUUAAAAAUAGUCAGUUCAAAUGUGUUAACUGCGGGGCAUUUGCAGAAGCAUUAUAUAGAACUUAUGGACCUUCCGUUUUAAAACUAACCAAAUGUGAAAUCUGCAAUGGUAUUGUUGAUAAAUAUAUAGAAUAUGAUCCUGUGAUCGUAAUGAUUGAUUUAGUACUUAUGUCCAAAGAGGCACAAAGGCAUGUAAUAUUCAACACAGAUUUCAAGGCCUACUGGAAACUGUUUAUAAUCCUAAUGUUGUUGGAGACCUAUGGGGUUUGGAGAAAUGAUAGCUUGUUCAACAUUGUCAUUAACUCCAUGUGUGACAUCAAGAACAACAGCACCAUCAAUACAACAUACAUAGGGCUGCCAAUAGAACUGUCACUUCCCGAGACUGUAAGAACAAACUGCAAUGGUUGGGUUCAGGUGGAAAAAGAUGAUGUGGAUCUAUUUAUUUGGGAGAAAGAUUUCUACAUUCAGUUUCUUUCAACAUUCGCUGGUAUACUUGUAUUUAUGGCAAUGGUGCAUGGUUCCAUUGUGGCUAUAAAGGCUAUUUCUUCAAAACAAAAGGUGUCCCUGGUGCGGGCGCUGAAGGCAUACUCCCUGGCCAACUGCAGCCUGCUGCUCACUCUGCCGAUGCUGGUGUGGGGGAACGCGGACACUUCUCCGACCACCCGCCUGCUGCACUACGCGCUCGUCUACCUCUACUCCUUCACCGUCUUCUUCAACAUAUUCGUUGUUUUGUAUGAGAGCCCGCGGAUGUUGACAUUGCUGGUGUUAGCUGCCAGCUACCUCAUGAAGUACACUACCAUGUUCCUGAUCACGCCUGCCAUUAGAACAUUACACAUUUACAGACACAGUGAUGAAAUGACAGCUUCGUCACAAAGAAGAGAGUUCUGAAGCAACAAUUAAGCCAGGCGAAAAUAUGGUCAAUGACCUAAGUAUGUUGCAUCGGUAGACUAUGAUAUAUAUUAAUUUCCAUGCAUUUCUUUACCGUUUAUAAUGGCAGACUGUCUGGGAAUUUAUUGUACUUACUAUAAAAGCUUGCCUAGAAAUAUACCUAUAGAUAUUUAAAUUGACGAAUAAAAUAAACAAUUUAAAUCACUA